GGAAAUGAAGAAGUGCCAUCAUAGCAUAGCAUACGGAGAAAAGAAAAGUUUCCCACUGGAAGAACAGUGUUCCAAAAAACAUGACUUUCAUCAUCAGCGAAAAUAACAGUAUCGGCGCGUGGGCCGUUCUCCCUCUCCCUCGGUAUUUAUGUGGGUUUCGUCCCACGGAAGAUCUUUUCUUUUCAUUCGCGUGUAACUUCCGAACACAAAAACCUACUAGUGGGAGAGAAGAGAGAGAGGUCUGAGAAGAAAAGCACACACAGCACGCACCCAACCGGAGAGGGAGAGAGAGAGAGCGAGAGCGAGAGAGAGAGGUGCUUGGAUUCGAUUCUCUUUUUCAUCUCUGAGAUCUUGUCCUCUUACAAUGCCCAUUUUGUAGCGGACAAGGGUUUCGUCGGAUCAUCACUUGAAUUCUGUAGUUAUGGAGUAGUUAGGGUUACGACACGUCAUGAAUUGAAGAACAGGAACGUUUUUUUUCUGUGCAUUGGAGUGUAUUCGAGAUCGUCUUCUCUGUGGGAAUGGGCAUCAGCGUGGAUCGUUCAACGAAUUGGGAUUGUGGAUUUGGGAGAUGCAGUGUUGUGUUUCGGGACAUCGGAACUGCUUAGAGACGUGGUGAACCCUAUUGGGGCAUGGAAGAGGACUGCACCUACCGAAAUUUGUAGAAGUGAUAAGUAAUUGGGAAUCUCUUGUUUGGAUACUCAAUACCUCUGGCUUUCUGGUGUUCUGGGUGUUUUGAUAUUCAAGACUUGACUUUUUUCUGUUCCGAGUAUUUGAUCUUGGUAGGGAAUGCUACUGGUAUUGGGUGUUGGCAAUACGGAGGAGGUGAUGAUUCUUUAUUGGCCCAGUGGGCGACACAGAAUAUCAGAUUGUAGUGGACCCUUUUCAUUUCUUCGAAAGCCAUUUGGAUUGACAUAGCUUGAAAAUCAGUAGUUGGAGAUUUCUAUAUUCGGGUGUUUGUCAAAUUAGGGUAGUACAAUAUUGCAGUGGGCUCUUUAUCCCCCCUCCCCACUCUUCCCCGCAAAAAGAGACUGAUUUGAUUAAUAAGGUGUGGUGUUGGGCUUCCGUUUUAGACUAAUUGCGGGACAUUUGUACAUUUUUUGCUGAGGAAUACUUUAGUGAUUUUUGGAAUUAGUGAUUGGUGGGUUGUGUCCGAGAUGUUCAUGGAGAAUCAUUGAAGCUAGAAAUGAAUGUGGGGACAUGGUGCAUGGACGGGAGCAUAGUUACUGGUUCGUUCCCUUCUUGGAACAGUGCUACUGGAAACUGAUUCAAGCCUUUUUAUCUGUGGGAGGUGGCUGUGUUCUGUGUUCUAGGAUUCUGUGCAAUGUCUCGCUGCUUUCCAUUUCCACCACCAGGAUAUGAAAAGAAAGCUAGGACUGAGGAUGUGGACUUACUGAAAAAGGAGAAGCACAAAGAAAAGAAGCACAAGAAGGAGAAGAAGGACAGAGAGAAGAGAGAAGGUAAUGUAAAGAGGGAGAAAGAUAAAAGUGUUGAAAAACAUAAAGAGAAAAAAGAUAGAAAGGAUAAACACAGAGAAAAAAGGAAGGAUAGGGAGAAAGAGAAAGAGAAGGAGAAGAAUAAAGAUAAAAGCAGUACCUCAGAUGAGAAGAAAUUUGUUUGGCAGUAUGAUAGUUACAGAGGAGAGAACCUCUGUCAAAAAGAGAAGGACAAAGAUAAAAAUAGGAGCAGUAAUUCAAAUGAAAAGAAAUCUGCUAGGCUGGUUCAGGGUUACAAUGGAGACAAGCUUAGUCAGAACUGCUGUCUGGCUGAGGUAACGAAAGAUUCUAAAGAAUUUGUGCAGGAAUUGGGCAGGAGGAUCCAAGAUGACAGUAGAGGAACUGGAAACCAGCUGGUUGAGAAGUUUUCUUCAAGAGACUGGAAAAAGGAGGGGAUGGUUAGAGUGGUGUCAAAGGAUGCUGUCACUUGGGCUGAAGGGAAGGAAAAAAGCAAGGACAAGAGAGUUGGUGAUAGAAUGUUUGAUGGUCAAGGAGUCCAGGAAGAGGCAAGAUCUAGCGGAAAUGCAGUGGUUCAGAAUCAUCCAGGAACAAUUCAGAAUAGGGAAGAGGCAAGAUCCAGUGGAAAUGCAGCAGUUCAGAAUCUUCCAGGAACAAUUCAGAAUAGAGUUGGGGGAAUGCCUAGACAAAUGGAGAAUAUUGAGAAAAGGAUGGAGGGAAAAGAGAGGACCAAAGAAAAGGAAGGUGAUGUUGAACGAGGAGACAAACACAAGGACAAGGAUCGAGAGAAAAGGAGCCAAGGAAAAGAUAAAGACCAGGAAAAGGAGAAGAAAAAGGAGAAAGUGAAGCAGAAAAUUGUUCAUAGGGAUACAGAGGUGGACAAACCGAAAGAGAGCAACAAGAACAACCUUAUUGGCGGCCACAAUAUUUAUUUGCCACAUCUUCCUAAGGAAAGUGACAAUGGUGCUGUUGCUGCUGCUGCUGCUGCUGCUGCGGGAAAAUCAAGAAAACGGAAGGAACUUGAGACAAAUGGAUUUUUGCAUGAUAAUGAUGUUAGCCCUAAUAAGUUUCAAAGAACUUCUCAUUCACUGACGGAGAAUGGAACAAAAUUGGUACCUUACCGAACAUCCAUCUCAUCUGCUUCUGAUAGGCAGGGACUGACUAAUAACCUUAAGGUGGAUAAAAACGGGCGCAAGAUAAAUGGUGUAAUUGAAGCUCAAUUGUCUUCUGUCUCCUUGACAAAAACUUCUCUUACAACUGCACAAGCUUCCCAAAUUGCAGAAGCAUAUGUAAAACCACCCCAUCCUGAUUCUGAGUGUCUAAGCCAGGUACUUUUGGUUCCAAAAGUGGAGGAAUGUUUGGAUUUUGAUGACCAGGAGUGGUUGUUUAGCAGCAGUGGUCCACAGUCGAAGAAGCCCCAGAUGGAAACUUCUGCAGUUGAUGAAACACAGCAGGUAUGGGCUGAAGCACUGAAGAUGGAGUCAGCUGAUGUUUGUGCAUUGCCGUACGUUAUUCCAUACUAAGUGGCUCUGGAAGGGGCAUGGUUCACCCUCUUCUAUAUGGCAUGGCUGGCCAUUGAAGGGAUGCGGCUAUGGGGAAGGUAUGGCAGCAACUGGUUCUUGUGAUAGAUUUUCUGGUUUUCUUGCUGCAUUCUUUUCCUAUUACUUUCCUCUGUUGCAGUAAGUUCCGCGAGUGACUGAUUGCCUUGUUCUCAAUUUUUUUAUAUAUGAAAAAAAGAGAAUGUCACGCAUCGUUGCUUGCUCCGUUAGUUUGGUACAUUUGCAGACCUGCUAUUGAGCAGUUUUGCCAUUUGAUGGAAUCACACUAAUUCAUUCAAAACAGAAGAUUUCAUAAGGUCCUAAAGGCAACCGAGGAAGUAUUCUGUAGAAGAGGGAGGCAUGUAUGAGCUUGUGCAAUUUUAUUUUAUUUGCCUAAAGCUGAGAGGCUCUUUCUAAUUGAGUGUAAGAAAAACUGGCUGUGGUGUUCACAACUCUGCCACAAUUUUGAUUUGUAACAUAGAACUCUUAUUUACAAGAAAUGUAAGAUAGGGAAAAAGAAAAGAGGUAGCCCCAUUCAUUGA
Molecule: messenger RNA, 3531 nt
Organism: Malania oleifera
Lineage: Eukaryota; Viridiplantae; Streptophyta; Magnoliopsida; Santalales; Ximeniaceae
Exons: 4
Coding region: 1322-2974 (550 amino acids)
Source: RefSeq, a predicted model, not a curated record